Molecule: messenger RNA, 1327 nt
Organism: Moneuplotes crassus
Lineage: Eukaryota; Ciliophora; Spirotrichea; Euplotida; Euplotidae
Source: the annotation of a GenBank genome assembly
AAUAUUAUAAUAUUAAAUAUGACUGACCCAUCUAAAAGGAGGAAAGAGUACAGUGAUUAUCUUGAGAAAGCUAGGGAGUGCGAAGACAGUGAAGACUUCGACCAAGCAUUUUCAUAUUACCUAAAAGCUAGUAACACCCUUCAGCUUUUGUACAAGUACGAAGAGCAUAAUUACAAACUCAAACAAAUUUACAAGGACAAGUUAAGAGAAGUAGUCGAGAGAGCUGAAGAAAUCAAGAAACUCUGAAAGGGAAAGAAGAAGGUUGUCAAAGCUGGCGGCGGUGGCAGCAGAAAAGCUAAGAAAGGAGGCGAUUCUAGUGAUGAAGAGGACAAGGAAGACAAUGAUGAGCUUAGAAAAGGCAUUGAAAAUUCUAUCGUCGGAGAAAACCCUGAUGUACACUGGGACGAUGUAGCCGGACUUGAAGGAGCAAAGAGUGCACUUAAAGAAGCAGUCAUCCUGCCCACUAGAUAUCCACAGCUGUUUGAAGGAGAGAGAAAGCCAUGGACUGGUAUUCUGCUGUAUGGCCCUCCAGGUACCGGAAAGAGCUUCUUAGCGAAGGCUUGUGCAACUGAAGCUAAAGGUACUUUCUUCUCAGUGAAAUCAUCGGAUUUAUUAUCUAAAUUCUUGGGAGAUACUGAAAAGCAAGUCAAAAAUUUGUUCGAAAUUGCCAGAGAAAGAAACCCCUCCAUCAUCUUCAUCGAUGAGAUCGACUCCAUCUGCGGAGCCAGAGGUGAAGGAGAACAUGAAACUAUGAGAAGAGUCAAAACCGAGAUCCUUGUUCAGAUGCAAGGAGUCGGCUCAGACAACAAGAACGUGCUAGUGCUAGGCGCCACCAACCUGCCAUGGGAAAUCGACCCGGCCGUCAGGAGAAGGUUCGAAAGAAGGAUUUACAUUUCACUGCCAGACGAGUACUCGAGGAAGGAGAUUGUUCGUCAUCACCUUGGGAAGACUCCUCACGAUCUAACUGAAGAAGACCUUGAGGAAAUCGCUACAGAGACUGAUGGUUUUUCAGGAUCAGAUUUGUCUACUUUGACCAAGGAUGCUAUUAUGUCUCCAUUAAGAAAAUGUCAAGACGCUACUAGAUUUGUCAAGACCCCAAGUGGCACUUUUGUUCCUACUUAUGCGUCAGAUCCAAGAGGACAAGAUAUGGCAAUGAUGGAUAUUGAGCCAGCCCUACUUGAAGCACCUAAAAUCUGUCUUGAUGAUUUCCAUAAUGCACUUGUUAAGACUAAGGCAACAGUUGCACAGGAUGAUCUUGAGAAAUAUGUAAAAUGGACAGAAGAGUUUGGUCAGGAUGGAUAAUUGUUUAAUAAUAAAUUAGUGCUAA